Messenger RNA from Lepidothrix coronata (blue-crowned manakin), 723 nucleotides. Its product is annotated as arylsulfatase B-like. NCBI's taxonomy places the organism in Eukaryota, Metazoa, Chordata, Aves, Passeriformes, Pipridae. The coding region runs from base 1 to 723 and encodes 240 amino acids. The record is from RefSeq and is a predicted model, not a curated record. The transcript has 4 exons.
AUGGCGAGGCAGGCGGUAACGGGAAUGGUUCUUAGCCGGCUCCUCUGCCUGCCCCUCUGCCUCCUGCUCCUCUGCCUGCCGCGCCCGGCGGCGGCCCGGCCGCCCGCCCCGCACCUGGUGCUGGUGCUGGCCGACGACCUGGGCUGGGGCGACGUGGGCUGGCACGGCUCUGCCAUCCGCACGCCGCGGCUGGACGCGCUGGGCGCGGACGGCGUGCGGCUGGAGCGCUACUACACCCAGCCGCUCUGCACCCCGUCCCGCAGCCAGCUGCUCUCCGGCCGCUACCAGAUCCACACAGGUUUACAACACCAGAUAAUUUGGCCAUGCCAGCCCAGCUGUCUGCCACUGGAUGAGAAACUCCUCCCAGAGCUACUUCAAGAGGCGGGAUAUGUUACUCAUAUGGUGGGGAAGUGGCAUUUAGGGAUGUACAGAAAAGAGUGCCUUCCAACCCGCAGAGGAUUUGAUACUUAUUUUGGCUAUCUUUUGGGCAGUGAGGAUUAUUACACUCAUGACCGUUGCGUUCUCAUCAAAACAAAGAAUGUAACGCGCUGUGCUCUGGACUUUCGAGAUGGAGAAGAAGUUGCAACUGGAUUUAAAAAUGUGUACUCCACAAAUUUAUUUACAGAAAGAGCAAUAGAUCUUAUAGCAAAUCACAAAACUGAGAAGCAAUCGCAAGAGAGUGUAACUACCAAUGUCCUUGAAGAGGGCCUUGACUUAAAAUAA